GUUUCCGUGGAGACAGCGGAGCCUGCGGAAGGCGGCGGCGGAAGCACCUGCGGGAGAAGGCUGAGGCAGGGUAUGGUGCCUCCGACGGCCCUGUGAGAGCGAAGCGGCCGCGGGGCUCGCCAUGCGCCGGCGGCCCUGACAUGGGCGCCAGUGGCUCCAAAGCUCGGGGCCUGUGGCCCUUCGCCUCGGGGGCGGGGGGCGGCGGCCCGGAGUCAGCAGUCGCUGAGCAAGCUUUGGUGCGGCCGCGAGGCCGAGUCGUGCCCCCCUUCGUAUUCACGCGCCGCGGCUCCAUGUUCUAUGAUGAGGAUGGGGAUCUGGCUCACGAGUUCUACGAGGAGACAAUCGUCACUAAGAAUGGGCAGAAGCGGGCCAAGCUGAGGCGGGUCCAUAAGAACCUGAUUCCUCAGGGCAUCGUGAAGCUGGAUCCUCCCCGCAUCCACGUGGAUUUUCCUGUGAUCCUCUAUGAGGUGUGAGCCUGGGGAGUGGCAGGCAUAAACACUCCCUACCCCAGCAAGAAACCCCCAGGCUCAAGGUGUGGCUUCCAUUAAGGAACCUAAGCUGGGGCCACAACCCUGAAUAAACUGCAUUGGCCUGGAACCUUCAGCUGUGAGCGGGGCAGUCCUGCAGUGUUGGUCGGGUGUUGGUUUGUAUGUGGACAAGAGGUGGCUGGCCCCUGGUGAGGGCUAAUGGCAUAGUUACCAGCCCACCUUCCCCAGCAAUCCCUACAAGGAGCAUGGCAGGGCAUAUGCUGGUCAGGAAUGCCUCGUUCUUGCACCCUUGCCUGGCCUGCUUUCUUCCAAGCUUGCCUAGGGCCCAGCCCUGCUAAGGGUUACAGCACUUUACAAGCAAGGUCUGCCUUCUUCCAGCCCCUGGGCUGCAGGAGCUGUACGCAAGCGGGAACUUCCCUUCCCUCAUUUCCCUUACCCCCUUGUUGGAGCAUUUCAGCCGUUUGCUACCUCGAUUCCUCCUGUGUUGGACAGAGGCUGGGGGCAGUGCAAGCCUGAUUCUUCCUGUCUACCUGCUCAUCUGUUCCCACUCCCAGACGGAUGGACAGUUUGCCAGCUGUUAAUAGGAGAUGGGACUGGUAUAGGAGGAUACUCCCUCCACCCAGGGCUGGGUUGAUCCCUCCCCACUGCAACUACUUGUUGCCCUCACACACAUCCCAGUUGAGAGGGCCUAAGAUGGGAUCAGGAAGGGCUAUGGAUGCCUGUGCCUAUGGGGAGUUGUACCAACCCAUCUACUUUGUCUAAUCCUCCAUGCCUUUGAACCAGCCCCACACAAACCCCUGCCAUUGGGUGACCAUCCGCCACCCAUUGGUGAGGGACAGCACCCUAGGGCUGGUGCCAAUAGCUAUAAGGAGCCCAUCACCCCUUUCCCUAAGUAUACCCAUCCCUCAGGAUCAGUCAAGGGAAGGUAUUGGAGCCCCUGGGUAAGGACAGAAAGGAGAGAUCAACCAUAAAGGAAUACUUAAAAUGUGAAAGUUUGUAAAUAGUUUAGUCCAUGAUGUUGGGGCAGAGUCUGAUUUCUACAUCGAAAUGAUUUUUUUUUAAUUCCUUACUGUGCAAGCUCUGUGCUUUUAAGAGUGUGGGAAAUGGCUUGGGAAGGGUGGCCCCUAAUCUAAGAAGAAGACUGUUGUGUUAUUUGUUUAGUUUCAAUAAAAUUAUUUGUAGACCCUGCA
Acinonyx jubatus (cheetah) is the source of this 1678-nucleotide messenger RNA. RefSeq names its product tumor suppressor 2, mitochondrial calcium regulator (gene TUSC2). Lineage: Eukaryota; Metazoa; Chordata; Mammalia; Carnivora; Felidae. The coding region runs from base 141 to 473 and encodes 110 amino acids. Gene Ontology annotation, cellular component: mitochondrion. The record is from RefSeq and is a predicted model, not a curated record. The transcript has 3 exons. Gene Ontology annotation, biological process: regulation of mitochondrial membrane potential; inflammatory response.